AGGGUGGUCCUUCUCUCAGGGUGAUGGUGGCCCUCCUCUCAGGUGAUGGUGGCCCUCCUCUCAGGUGAUGGUGGCCCUCCUCCCAGGUGAUGGUGGCCCUCCUCUCAGGUGACUGUGGCCCGGCCGUCUAAUUAGUCGCCAAGAUGGAUAUGCCCGAAGAGGAACCUCCUGAGUAUGCUGACAUUGCCAGCGAGGAGGAGGAGGAAGAAGAGGAAGAGGAGGAGGAAUUUGACGAGGAGGCACAUCUCGAGGCUCAACGCUCGGCACUAGAACAGGAGUUGCUGUCAGAGACCCUGGAGCUAAUUGAGACGCUGACGGUGCUCCCAGAGAAGUCUCGACUCAAGUGGACACCUCACUUUAAGUCUCUGGCCACCAGCUUCCUUAGAGACCCUGAAGAACGAAUUAUGUGCUGUUAUGUUGUCAGGAGCGCCGGCAAGACACGCUUGGCUGUGAGUCUCAACCUGCCAGUGGGCGCUGUAGGUGCAGUGUGGUACUUCCUCAAGUUGGAUGACGAGGUGCGCAUCACCGCCCAGAACUUCAAAGAAUGUGUCUGGUACGUGGUAACUCUGUCUGGUCUGGGGUGUUUGGUGAGGUAGUAGCUGGAGGAAGUACUCUCCAACUUCGUGGUCAGAGGAAACGAA
Messenger RNA from Homarus americanus (American lobster), 641 nucleotides. RefSeq lists its product as uncharacterized. The transcript has 4 exons. The coding region runs from base 144 to 596 and encodes 150 amino acids. The record is from RefSeq and is a predicted model, not a curated record. NCBI's taxonomy places the organism in Eukaryota, Metazoa, Arthropoda, Malacostraca, Decapoda, Nephropidae.